Messenger RNA from Alosa sapidissima (American shad), 2087 nucleotides. It is a transcript of the gene leo1, whose product is annotated as LEO1 homolog, Paf1/RNA polymerase II complex component. The coding region runs from base 91 to 2082 and encodes 663 amino acids. The transcript is spliced from 12 exons. The record is from RefSeq and is a predicted model, not a curated record. Gene Ontology annotation, molecular function: RNA polymerase II C-terminal domain phosphoserine binding. Gene Ontology annotation, biological process: positive regulation of transcription elongation by RNA polymerase II; transcription elongation by RNA polymerase II. Lineage: Eukaryota; Metazoa; Chordata; Actinopteri; Clupeiformes; Clupeidae. Gene Ontology annotation, cellular component: Cdc73/Paf1 complex; nucleus.
CAUAUCAGGGACUGUCCACAUUUUCCGGAGACAUACCGGAAGCAAAGACUUUUAACAUCAAAAUACUUGUUGUCCACGCUUCCUUGAAAAAUGGCGGAUAUGGAUGAAUUGUUCGGGAGCGAUGGCGAUAGUGAUAAUGAACAACGAGAAUCUGGCUCGGGGUCAGGAUCAGAUUCCGAGCACGAACGCCCUAGAUCUGUCAGCAAUGGCUCGGGAAGUGAUAGUGAACGUGAACGUGAUGAUGACGAUGAUGAAGAAGGCCAAGACGGUGGGAAGCCCAGUAACAAAGAGCUGUUUGGGGACGACAGCGAGGAUGACCAUGGGAGCCAACACAGUGGCAGUGAUAAUCAAUCCGAAAGGUCUGGAAAUCAGUCAGAUGCAAGCAUGCACUCUGAGCAAGAAGACAACGAACAGUCGGACGCAGAGCAACACAGUGGUUCGGAGGGUCAUCAUGAUGAGGAUGUCCGGGGGCGUGGGUCAGAUGUAGGCAGCCCGGCAUCAGGGGUAGGGAGUCGCCACUCUGAUAGGAGUCGCCACUCUGAUAGGAGUCGCCACUCUGAUAGGAGUCGCCACUCUGAUAGGAGUCGCCACUCUGAUAGGAGUCGCCACUCUGAUAGGAGUCGCCACUCCGAUAGAGGCAGUGCAAGCCCCAGGUCGGAGGCUGGAAGCCCACAUUCUGAUGCAGGCAGCGCCCACUCGGACCCAGGAACCCCUCAGUCUGGACUGGGCACCCCACACUCUGACCCAGAGGGCCACUCUGAUGAUGAGAAAUGGGGCAGAGGGAUUAAGAGCGACCAGUCAGAUGAUGAGGAGAAGGCCCAGCACUCCGAUGAAGACAGAGACCACUCAGAUGAUGAGGGCACAGGGAGUAGACACAAGACAGAGUCUGCAAAGGGCAGCGAUAGUGAGGAUGAUUUUAUUAGACAGAAAAAAAAGAAAAUUGCUUCAGACUCUGAUUCGGAUAGUGAGGUUGGAGGCUCCAAAGGUCCAAAACCAGCUGCAGAUGACCUGUUUGGUGAGGCCGAUGACAUUUCUUCAGACAGUGAUGCUGAGAAGCCCCCCACGCCUGGACAACCGCUGGAUAACGAGGAGGGGAUGGAGGGCGAGCACCCGGAGGAGGAGCCUGUGCCCGAGACGAGAAUAGAGGUGGAGAUCCCCAAAGUCAGCACUGACCUCGGCAGUGACCUGUACUUCGUCAAGCUGCCCAACUUCCUCAGUGUGGAGCCUAGGCCAUUUGAUCCCCAGUACUAUGAAGAUGAGUUUGAAGAUGAGGAGAUGCUGGAUGAGGAGGGUAGAACAAGGCUCAAACUAAAGGUGGAAAACACAAUCAGGUGGAGAUCCCGCAAAGAUGAGGAGGGCAAUGAGACGCGAGAGAGCAACGCUCGCAUUGUGAAAUGGUCCGAUGGCAGUAUGUCGCUCCAUCUGGGAAAUGAGGUGUUUGACGUCUACAAGGCCCCGCUUCAGGGAGACCACAACCAUCUUUUCAUCAGGCAGGGCACAGGUCUGCAAGGUCAAGCUGUGUUCAAGACUAAACUGACCUUCAGGCCUCAUUCCACAGACAGUGCUACUCACAGGAAGAUGACGCUGUCUCUGGCUGACCGCUGUUCUAAGACUCAGAAGAUCCGCAUCCUGCCCAUGGCUGGCCGUGAUCCAGAGUCCCAGAGGAACGAGAUGAUCAAGAAAGAAGAGGAGCGCCUGCGGGCCUCUAUCCGCCGGGAGUCCCAGCAGCGGCGCAUGCGGGAGAAGCAGCACCAGCGCGGCCUGAGCGCCGGCUACCUGGAGCCUGACCGCUACGAUGAGGACGAGGAGGGAGAGGAGUCCAUCAGUCUUUCUGCCAUCAAGAGCAAGUAUAAGAGCGGAGGACUGAGAGAGGAGCGAGCCAGAAUCUACUCCUCCGACAGCGACGAGGGCUCAGACGAGGACAAGGCACAAAGGCUGAUGAAGGCCAAGAAACUGGACAGCGAUGACGAGGGAGAGAACUCAGCCGGCAAAAGGAAGGCAGAAGACGAUGGCGAGUCCUCCCCCAAGAAGGCAAAGAAAUACGUGAUCAGUGAUGAAGAGGAAGAGGAUGACGAUGAGUGAUUUUU